Molecule: messenger RNA, 6438 nt
Organism: Pseudoliparis swirei
Lineage: Eukaryota; Metazoa; Chordata; Actinopteri; Perciformes; Liparidae
Product: connector enhancer of kinase suppressor of ras 2
Exons: 24
Coding region: 1-3366 (1121 amino acids)
Biological process (GO): regulation of signal transduction
Cellular component (GO): membrane; cytoplasm
Molecular function (GO): protein binding
Source: RefSeq, a predicted model, not a curated record
AUGUCGGUCACGUCUCUGCGGGUUUUCCAUGAGGUUUACCCCGCACGGUGCCGUACGUCAGCGGCGUUUAACCCGGCGUCCCCGUCUCUCUCCUCAGGUCUGGAUGACUGUCUCCAGCAGUACGUGAAGAGCUUCGAGCGGGAGCAGAUGGGCGGCGAGCAGCUGCUGCACAUCACCCACCAGGAGCUGGAGGAGCUGGGAGUCACCAGGAUAGGACACCAGGAGCUCAUCCUGGAGGCCGUCGACCUCCUCUGUGCCCUGAAUUACGGCCUGGAGACGGAGAACCUCCGGACCCUGUCCCACAAGCUGAACGCUUCGGCGAAGAACCUCCAGAACUUCAUCCUGGGCCGGCGGCGGGGCGGCCACUACGACGGGCGCGCGUCGCGGAGGCUACCCAACGACUUCCUCACGUCGGUGGUGGAUCUGAUCGGGGCGGCCAAGAACCUGCUGGCCUGGCUCGACAGGUCUCCGUUCGCCAGCGUGACGGAGUAUUCACUGCUGAAGAACAACAUCGUGCAGCUCUGCCUGGAGUUGACCACCAUCGUGCAACAGGACUGCACCGUGUACGAGACGGAGAAUAAGAUUCUCCAUGUGUGUAAGACCUUGGCGGGGAUAUGCGACCACAUCAUCUCGCUGUCGUCGGACUCUCUCGUCUCCCAGUCCGCCCACCUGGAGGUGGUCCACCUCACCAGCAUCAUGCCCAGUGAAGGGCUGGGGAUGUAUAUCAAAUCGACGUACGACGGGCUCCACGUCAUCACAGGAACCACGGAGAACUCUCCAGCCGACCUGUGUAAGAAGAUCCAUGCGGGCGACGAGGUGAUCCAAGUCAACCACCAGACAGUGGUGGGCUGGCAGCUGAAGAACCUGGUCAACGCCCUGAGGGAGGACCCGUGCGGAGUCAUCCUCACGCUGAAGAAGAGGCCCCAGAACACUCUGAGCUCCACGCCGGCGCUGCUCAGGAACGUGCGCUGGAAACCGCUCGGCUUGCAGCCGGUGCCCACCAGCCCCACCAGCACCUCCCCGACGCCCGCCGGGACCUUGGGCAUGUCCAAGAUGGACGCUCCCAGCAUGCAGGACGUGUACAUCCUCUCCCCGGUCUCUGGACUCUACAGCACCAGGGAGGAGCUGGGUCUGAUGUCCUGCGACGACAUCAGCCGCUACAGCGUGAGCUCCCAGUCCGUCUCCAAAGGCCCGGAGGCCAUCAGCUACUACCUGGACCAGGACAGCGGUCAGUAUUUCUCCCUGCUGGAGGGCGACGGACCCCCGGGGCCCGACUACGACAGGGGGGGCCGCAACACGGGGGUUCGCCGGCGGGACAAGACCCCCACCCACGGUGACCUCAGGCCUGUGUCCAUGCCUCCUGAGUAUAACUGGAUGGCCGAGGCCAAGGAACCCAGCAUGGGCAAGAGAGGGAGCCGAGAUUCGGACAACUCCCUGUUGCGUUACCUCAGCGACGACAAGAUCCUGGUGAUCGAGGAGGAGCCCGAGGGUCCGGGCAGGGAGAGCCGGCGGGAUUCCACCAGACGCUCCCGGCGUAAGAGCCGCAAUCCCAGCAGCCCCAGCUUUCCCCUCAGCCCCUCCAUGCUGUCCUCCACCCUGCGCCUCGACCAGCCGCCCGACGCUCUGCCUCGAGGUGCGGACACACUGCGAGCAGACACAACAGACAGGUACUCUGGCUCGGGAAGCUCCGGAGCCGCCUCCAUGAGGAAGUCUUUCCACUACACCUCUCUCAGAACGAAAACCAAACGGAGAAGUAAAGGUUCCCUCACUAGUGCCAGUCGGAGGAGAAUCUCCUGUAAGGACCUGGGCCACGGCGACUGUGAGGGCUGGCUGUGGAAGAAGAAGGAUGCCAAAGGCUACUUCACCCAGAAGUGGAGGAAGUACUGGUUCAUCCUCAAAGAGUCCUGCCUCUACUGGUACACCAACCAAAACGACGAGAAGGCUGAGGGCUUCAUCAGCCUCCCCGAGUUCAGAAUAGACCGAGCCAUCGAGUGCAGACGGAAAUUCGCCUUCAAAGCCUGUCAUCCCAAAAUCAAGAGCUUCUUCUUCGCCACAGAUUGUCUUGAGGAAAUGAACAGGUGGAUGAACCGACUGGGUCUCGCCGCUAUUGGCUACACACCGGACGACAAGGUGCCUCGCCACGACGAAGACUACUGGAGUGAGAGCGAUCAAGACGAGGCCGACGGCUCGAUGACGCUCAAACAGGAGGGGCUUUCAUCGAUGUGUGAUACUUACCACCGCACGCCAUCGGUGAAUUCCUCGAGCCCCUUCCCGGAGCCCAAGCACGGCCGACACUUCUCCAGCGAGUCGACGCACUCUCACUCCUCGGCCGAGGACCAGCGCGGCGACGGCGUGGGCGCGGGCACGGGCAGCACCAGCACCCACUCGUCCGGCUGCCGCUCGUCCCACCGCGAGCGGCGCUCUUGGCAGGACCUCAUCGAGACCCCGCUGACCAGCGCGGGGCUGCACUUCCUCCAGACGGCGCCGGGGGAGAGCGACUACGGGGGCCCGAUGGGCGGCGGCGGCAUGGCCGGAGGAGAGAUGGGGCCGUACGGGGGGCCGGGCCGGCAGGGCAUGUCGCCCGAGAGGCGCCGGCAGGCCACGCUGCCCGUGAGGAGGCACCGCGCCGCCGAGAGGGACCGGGAGCGCGACGGGCCCUUCCCCCUGGAGCGGGGGCCGCACGCCCACGGCCACUCGCACCGGCGCUCGCACAAGCAGCGCAGCCAGAGUCUGCCCAGGAACAGGGACCCCGUGCCGGGGAAGAUGAUGCACACCUCGGCUCACAUGGAGGAGAGGAGCGAGGACGAGGAGGCGGAGGGGCAGACGGCAGACAUACUAGAGGGUGAGGAGGCAGUGAACCUGACCCUGAGCGGCCCGCUGCUCGUCGUCUCCGACCUGCGGGAGCUGAGAGCCGAGAGCCGAGAGCGGCGGGUGUCGGAGGGGAGGGAUCGGCGGGUGUCGGAGAGCCGCGAGCCGGAGCCGUCGGACGGGCUGGAGCAGCUGUACCGGACCCUCGAGCAAGCCAACCUGACGGCCCUGGGAGACCCCAAGCCCUGCAGCAGGCAGGAGUAUCGGCGCUGCUUCACGCAUAGGGUCCGGGACCCUCUGCUCAACGACCGGCUGCACCGGGUCCGGGCCCUGCGCAGCACCUUGAAGGCCAAAGAGUCGGAGCUGGCGGUGAUCUGCGCCCUCCUCAAAGACCCCGGCCUGUGCUCCGAGACCUUCAGGGAGUGGAAGCAGUGGCACGGCGAGGUCUACUCAGACAUCUGCCAGCUCAGCCCGGGAACCAACGGCCAGGACGACCUCUCCCCGCUGGCGGCGCCGCUCAUGACCCACACACACUCCUUCAUCGAGACGCACGUGUGAGACGGGAGGACAGACACUGGACGGACACACACACACACACACAGCUUUACAUCAGUCCUCACGACUCUGAGCACACACACACACACACACAGAAUCACACACGCACACACAUAUUGUAAGAUGUGUAAAUAUCAUAGAGGGAACAGUCUGAGAACCUGCGUGUAUGAACUUUUGAUAAUCCCGAGGACCCCCCCACAGGGUGCCUAUUGCAUGCCUGAACAGAAAGCAUUCAUCUUCCUUUGUCUAUGGAACUCAGCAUCGACUCCACGAGAAAAAAAAAAGAAGACUUUCUGACACCGUUUGUUACUUUCUAUUCUCUAUUGUUUUUGCUAUUUUCGUUUCCUGUUGACUUCAAGGGGGCCGGGGGAGCUAUGUAGCAGCAAUACAGAGGAGAAUCCUUUUCACCACAGCACUGUACUUUUGUACUGAUGAACUUUGCACCCAGAGCCACCAGUUCUCCCCCGUUCUCUCUCUUUAUCUGUAUUGUUUUCCUUCUUUCUUUUACUGCAUAUCUCGCUGAUUUACAUGGACCUCGCUUGUUAUUUCCGGGCGAGUGCGAGGGAAGUGAGAGCGAGGACUUUUUAGUAUAAGACUGAGCGGCGGCCAUCGAUGCUGCUUUCAUCGGUUUAUCUGGUUCCCUCUGGGAGCCGAUGAAAAGCGUCGAGAAACCGUCGUGUCGGCUAGUUGCACACUAUUUCAAACUGUGAACUGUUAAAAACACACACACACACACAGACAAUUUCAUCUGCAGAACUCCUCUGAUAGUUUGGAUUCUCUCUUCCUCUCUUCUCCGUGUUUCUGUCCAUCUCCUUUUCUUCUCCCUUGUUUCCUCUCUCGCUCUCUAGUCAUCAAAGACUUGUGUAUAAUGUGUAUACUGCUGUGUAUACCGAUGUAAAUGUUUGCAUUCCACUACCACUGUGAUAUGUUUCUAGAGGUCGCGGAGGGAAGACAGAGAGUAUGUAUUUGCGUGGGUGCAAAAACACGUUUUUUUCCCCCUCAAUUUUUUUAAAUUCUUAAACAGCGAAUGCAAGAGCUCGAGAGUUCUUUUCAAAAAGGAGUCACUCACUACGAAGAAUGCACUUUCUAUAUCUUAUAUCUCAUUGGCUGCAUCGCGGGGUCUGUGUCUCAUCGGCCUCUUUACCCAUCGCUGUUCUAAAUAUCAGGUAAAAGCAUUUGCCGUCUCAUUUUCUAAAGAAUUUGUGUACAGUCUACAAAUAUAUUUAAACAUAGGAGAAUAUAUAAAUCUAUUUACGUUUUGUGUCAUAGAUAUAAUGUAAAGUAUGAUGUAUUCUAUGCCAAGGUUUUUUGCAGUGUCCCCCUUUUGCACUCUGUCGACGCAGGGUGUUUAGCAUUUGAACAAAUAGGAGGCAAACAACAACAACAACAACCACCACCACAAUUGCCAGUUUUUACCUCCCGGCUGAUCCUUCUCCUGGUGAUGUGUUGCAUGAGGAAAAGUCCCUGGGACUGAUUUGAUUGGACAGGGUAAAUUAUUAUGGAUCAUUAGUGUUCUUUAUCCUCCCCCCCCCCUCCCACGACCUCCUCCUUUCCUUUAAAAAAAAAUUAUCUUCAGCUCAUAAUUGCAAGAUAAUUCGACUUGUAGCGCAUGAUACAUGCAAAGGUACUGUUGAAGAAUGAACCUUUUAUAUAUAUUUAUAUAUAUAUAUAUAUAUUUGUUUUAUUCCAGACUCAUGAGUCCAUGAAGCAACAAACAUACAAAUACAACGACAAAAUAUAAAAUACAAUACGAGGACACAGGUACAAUCACUGCAGUUAAAACGUCACUUGUGGUUAAAUUACAUUAAAAAAAACACUUGUUCCAAUGUUUUCCAGAAACAAAAGAAAUUUCCUGGCAUCACUCUGUCUUGGCCUUUUAUUUGUAUGUUCAUAGAUUUGAAGUGUUCUUCUGACACACACACACACACUGUAUGAUAACUGCGGAGGGCAUUUCUGAUGCAGCUCCUCCUUCAGCAUCCUACUAGGAGGUUUCAAUUCAAUAUUUUGAGUUGACGUAGAAAGAUGGAGAGACGUGUCCAAAAGGCUUCAGACAAGCAGGACAUUCCUUCUGGAGGGAAAAAGAAGCUAUUUCGACGUUCCCUCUGGUUGAUACUGGGCAGUUAAAGGCCUCCAACUCUGGUCCUCUAAUGUCUGUGAAACCCGGAUGAAUCAUUUCAUCCGCACUCCAUGUAUCGGGCCGAGGCCUCAACGGUGCCACCCAGUGUCGAAGGCUCUGAGAGGCCUGCUGCAUCCAGCACUAUCUGUGCUUAUUCUUCUUAUUUUAACCGUAUCGUUCUUUUUGAGUGUUAUCGGUUCAGGCUUUUUUGUCGUAGUCAUGCCACACUGUCGUGAAAAUAUCAAACACACACCCCCAAACAGAGAUAUAUUGGUCAUGUUUUUUUGUUUUAGUUAAUUUGAGAGUACCACAAAGAAACUAAAUGAUGCAAGCACUUUCCCUGUGCCUCCCAACCCUCUCUUUGGCAACGAUGGACUAACUACACUGGCGAUGAUUCCUACACACACACAGCUGCAGAAGAGCUACAAUACAGUUUUUUAGUCUGCAGGCCUCUCUCUCUCUCAGUUUCUCAUCCGUAUAGUGUUGACUCUUUUUUUUCUUCUCCAAAACCGCCGCUCCGCUGGGCAGGCGACUUACGAUAAGAUAAAAGAAGUGCGAGUUAUGAUUUGUAGGCACAAGACUGUAUUAUCCCUCCCAGAUCUUUGUGUGUGUGUAGACCUGCAGAAACAGGCCGAAAAUGGAGAUCCCACUGUGUGUUCUUUCAGGGGUGUACACCUCGUGGUAUACAUUGCACAGGUGUGUAAGAUGUAAGUUGCACUGCGACAUUAAAAAAGGAACAUAUUGCUCUUUUUUCAAGGAUACUAUUAGCUUACUGUUAUUCUGUACAUUAAACUGACUAAAGAUGAUAUUAAAAAAAGAAAGAAAAUUACAUUUAUUCUUCCUAAAGUAGCCUUUUUUGGUUUCAUUUAUAUGAAUAUAUAUUACAAAAAAUACAGAUUGUAAACAUAAGUUGUUAAACUUUGACUUCAAUAAACUGAAUCCUCUGCACUAUGAGCUAC